This is a messenger RNA of Thamnophis sirtalis, 1140 nucleotides long. It is a transcript of the gene TSPAN8, whose product is annotated as tetraspanin 8. NCBI's taxonomy places the organism in Eukaryota, Metazoa, Chordata, Lepidosauria, Squamata, Natricidae. The record is from RefSeq and is a predicted model, not a curated record. Gene Ontology annotation, cellular component: plasma membrane.
ACUUGGAGCCAUAUGUUCAUCUUUCUGAUGCUGAACAGUAAGACUUUUGCACAAAGGUGCUUUUCAAAAGCGUACUGAAUCUUCCUCUUUGAAAAUGGUUUGCUUCUCAUUCAAGAAAUAGAUGUGGAAAGCUGUUACAGAACAAUUUAAAGAAGAUCCCUUCUGAGAGAUUUUCCUUCCAUUUGAGAAUAUUUCUUUCUGGAGUAAGAAAAGAUGGCAGGUGUAAGCUCAUGUAUGAAAUACUCCAUGUUUGUCUUCAACUUUUUAUUUUGGAUAAUUGGAUGUAUUAUUCUGGGAUUCUCUAUAUGGAUACGUGUCAGCAAACAUACCCAAGAGGACUUCAAAACAGACUCAAGCUUGCUUCCUGCUGUUGAUCUCCUCAUUGCUGUGGGCUCUAUCAUUAUGGUGCUUGGGUUUCUAGGUUGCUGUGGUGCCAUGAAAGAGAGCCAGUGCAUGCUCCUCCUGUUUUUCAUUGGACUACUGUUGAUUCUGCUUCUUCAAAUUGUAGCAGGCAUUUUGGGAGCAGUAUAUAAAUCUCAGAUUGAAGGCCUCGUAAACCAGACUCUCGAGAAAGAAAUGGAUGUAUUAAAACUUGCUUCAACUAAUAAUAAGGAUGCUCUGAACAAGUUCCACAACUUUGAGAUGGAGAACAAAUGUUGUGGCAUGCUUAAAGGAAAAGAAGAUUGGGGACAAAACUUUCUUCCUUACCAUGGAUGUGAAUGUAAUCAGACAGACAUAGGUACAAUUUAUUGUGAUAAACAACACUAUGCAAAGACUUGUGCGACUGUAAUUAUGGAAAUAUUGAAGAACAAUAUGGUUAUAGUUAUGGGGAUAGCAUUUGGACUGGCAUUUAUUGAGAUUGUUGGCAUGGUGUUUUCAAUGGCCCUUUACUGCCAGAUCCAGAAAAAAUGAAACCAAGAAAAUGAUCAGUCAAACCAGAAAGCUUUGUAGAUUGAGGAAUUGGAUCUGUAGUUGGAUUUUUAUUUUUUAUUUUUUAAAGCACCAUGUAAUUUGUGUUUGGGGUGUUGGUAAUUUGUAAUCUAUUUGACUACCCAAAAAAAGAAAAGCACUGCUCUAUAUUCAAUACAUUGUUUUCCACUCAUCUGUUUUCUAAAUUAAAGUUGAUGCUUACUUAACCAA